Molecule: messenger RNA, 1863 nt
Organism: Entelurus aequoreus (snake pipefish)
Lineage: Eukaryota; Metazoa; Chordata; Actinopteri; Syngnathiformes; Syngnathidae
Gene: parp3
Product: poly (ADP-ribose) polymerase family, member 3
Exons: 11
Coding region: 181-1770 (529 amino acids)
Cellular component (GO): site of double-strand break
Molecular function (GO): NAD+ poly-ADP-ribosyltransferase activity
Source: RefSeq, a predicted model, not a curated record
CGCCUCUUCCUUCCUUUCUAAAUACUCUGGAAAACUUCCCGAAACCCUCAGUCAGUCUUUACGGAUAGUGACAGCUUCGUUUGCGAGGUGAAUGUUGUUGUUUUUUACCAGUGCCUCCAUUACCGCUAGGUUGCCUUUAUUCCCGUGUAACGCCAUUCAAACUUAAUAAUAAGCGUCAUAAUGGCACCAAAGAGACGCGCUGCUUCUGCUGCCAAGGCUGGCGGCAAAAAAAUGAAGGAAGAACCCGAGCAAAUAAAGCCGAAGGAUGCCUUCACCUCCACCAAAGAGGCCCUGAUGGCUGCAGGGCCACAAAUCAAAAGCAAAAGGAAGGUGGACGAGCACUGCUCCCUGUCAGCCAGUGGAGAGGUAUAUGAAGACUAUGACUGCAUACUCAACCAGACCAAUAUUGGACAAAAUAACAAUAAGUUUUACGUCGUCCAAGUCAUUAAAUCAGCCACCACAUACUAUUCUUGGAACAGAUGGGGCAGAGUGGGUGAAGUGGGACAAUCCAAACUUAAUUCAUUUGCUAACGCCGACAAUGCUGUGAAGGACUUUGAAAAAAAGUUCAAAGACAAGACAAAGAACAACUGGAGCGAUCGCAUUAAUUUUGUCUCUCACUCUGGGAAGUACACCUUGAUCGAAGUGGCUGCGGAGCAGGAUGCAGAGGUCAAGGUGGACAGUGUUGACGGAAAGGCUGUCAGAGUGACUAAAAAUGUCCUACCAUGUACGCUUGACGAGGCUACAUCGGCGCUCAUCAAGCUCAUGUUCAGUAAUGACAUGUUCAAGGAGGCUAUGGAAUGCAUGAACUUAGACAUCAAGAAGAUGCCUUUGGGUAAACUCAGUAAGAUGCAGAUUGCUAAAGGCUUUGAGGUACUGGAGGAGAUUGAAGCAGCCAUGAACCAAAAAAGAAGCAAAAGUUCCCGCCUUGAAGAGCUUUCCUCAAAGUUCUUUACCACGAUCCCACAUAACUUUGGGCGUACCAGACCGCCGACCAUUGAUAGCAAAGAAAUUGUGGAAAACAAGAAAGAAAUGCUUAUGGUGCUGGCUGAUAUUGAGCUGGCCCAGACUUUGAAGUCAGAGACAGAGAAGGCCCAGGAAGCGAUGGUAGAGACGGUUCCUCACCCCUUGGACCAGGACUAUAGUUCUCUCAAGUGCAAGCUCUCUCUAAUGGACAAAACCACGGCCACGUACAAGAUAAUAGAAAAGUACCUGUCAGAAACGGCCGGAUAUACGAAGCCCAAAAUCAUCAACGUUUGGGAAGUUGACAGAGAGACCGAGGGGCAACGUUUUAAAGAGAACGACUCUCUGGAAAACCGCCGUCUGUUGUGGCAUGGCACAAACAUAGCAGUUGUGGCCGCUAUCCUUAAGAGUGGCCUGAGGAUAAUGCCCCAUUCGGGCGGUCGUGUUGGUCGAGGUAUCUACUUUGCAUCAGAAAACAGCAAGUCAGCAAGUUAUGUGCGCACCUCGAAGAACACUGGCGUUAUGUUUCUGAGUGAAGUGGCCCUUGGGAGAGAACAUACCAUCACCGAAGACAACUCAUCCUUGCGUAUGGCUCCAGCUGGAUAUGAUAGCGUAGUUGCACGGGGACGAGUGGAACCAGAUUCCUCUAAAGAUGUAUGUAUCACUCUGGAGGGCAAGAAGGUUGCUGUUCCGCAGGGUAAGCCUAUACCACAGCCUGAGUACUCUGAGAGCUACUUCUGCAACAGUGAGUAUCUCAUCUACAAAGAGAGUCAGUGCUGCCUCCGCUAUCUGCUCGAGCUGAAUAUGUAACGCCAGGAAAAGACGUGCCUACUGUACAUGCCUGACUUUGCCUUUUUGUCACAUAUUCUCCGUUCCUUAAAUAUAUGAUGAGGAUGCACCGAC